AUGGAUAAAGCUAUUAUUUUAAGGGAAGCAUUUAGUUUGUUUUUUGAUGAUGAAGAUGAAGAAGAUGAAUACAACACUGUGGAAAUUAAUUCAAGGCGAAUUAUAAAAAAUGAGAAGUAUGCCGAAGAAGUGGUGCCGAGAUUCUCUGACAAGACUUUCAAACAACAUUUUCGAGUGAAUCCGAAUGUAUUUUAUAUGUUGUGCCAAGAACUUCUUGCUAUGGAACAACAUAAUUAUGGACCUGGUAGGGAAUCUACCGAUAUUGAAAAAAAAAUUAUGAUAACCUUAUGGUACUUAGGCAAUCCCCAAUGCAUGAGGUAUGAUUAUAGAUCGAUUGCAGAUAGAUUCGGCGUUUGCACUGCAAACGUAUUCCGAAUUAUCACCAGCAUUUGUGAUAAUCUCAUUCAAUUAAAUAGGACGAAGAGGUUUAUAAAAUGGCCUAAUUCAGAUGAGGCUGCCAGAACGUCUGCGCAUUAUUUGCGGAAAACCCGUUUACCAGGAGUAAUUGGAUCCAUAGAUGGUUGCCAUAUAGCAAUUAGAGCACCGACUAUAUCCCCCAACUCCUAUAUAAAUCGGAAAGGAUUCCAUUCGGUUCUACUGCAAGGAGUUUGCAACCACAGACUGGAGUUUACGUACUGCUAUACUGGCGAAGCAGGUUUAAUUCAUGACGCGCUCUUAUUGAGGAGAUCAAAAAUAAUAGAUAAAAUCAACUCAGGUCAAUUCUACAUACAUGAAGAGCAGCAUCUAUUGGGAGAUUCAGCGUAUCCUCUGAAGCAGUGGCUGGUAACUCCAUACAAGGAUAAUGGGCGUUUGAGGGAUGAACACAAAAUAUUUAAUAGGGUUCAUUCCAAAUGUCGUGUUUCAAUUGAACGCGCAUUCGGAUUGCUGAAAGGCAGGUGGAGGAGACUGUUCAGUAUAAAUUCACUGAAGCCUAUAUCAAUUGUGAAAUAUAUUAUGGCCUCAUGUAUUUUACAUAAUAUAUGUAUAGCAUACAACGAUACGGCAGAAGACUUCAUCAUUCUUGAAGACGACGAAAAUAUUGACAAUGACCGUGAAGCGGAUUCUAUCGACAUGCAAACAGCUCAAACAAAAAGAGAAAGUUUGAUGAAUACAUUAUUUUAAAGCUAUAUGAUAACAAAAAAGUAUUUUUUUCAAUUCCAUUGGAUAUUUCGAAAAAAAAUCGUAUCUUUUCAUAUGGAUCUAUAUAAUAUGAUAAAAUAAAACAAGAAUUAUAUUUGUAUACAAAGAAAAAUAUCACUUUAUUUAUUUUUGUACUUAAGUAAACUUCAUUUAAAAAGUUUAUCACAUUGGAGCUUCAUUAGAAAAAGAAAAAAAAACACUUCAUAAAUAACGAAAAAGGAACUGCUACAUUUAAAAAAAUAAAAAAUAAAUAAAAUACUUCAUGACAUGUUAAGAAAAGGAUAAAAAAGUGAGCAAACAACUGCUACAUUUUAUCAAUCAUUUUUUCAAAUAAGUCUAAAAACCUAUUCGAGACUUCCAUCCUCUCUCGAUGCCGUUUUUCUAUCAUAUCCUCGACUUUAUUAUUCUUCCUCUUCCUGUUGCUAUAAUUAGUCCUGGAAGUUUCUGGGUCUUCUAUUACAAAGUGUUCUGCCACUUGAACGUCAGAAUCUUCGGAACAAAUUACAGCCGGCGGAUGGAUUUCGGGUGCUCGAAAAAGUAUGUCGUGCAUUAAAUCAAAAUGCACCCAAUACUUCCUCAUGUUUCCUGUUGUGUCGUUUUCUUCUUUUAUUUUUUAUACUGCCGCUUUAGGCCUUUCCAUUUGGAGUCGACCUGCUCAAAUGUUAUUUUUAUAUUUUUAUAUAUUCUAAAUAUAUAUUAUUUUAUUUUUUGGUAUAUAGUUUUUUUUUAUGUUAGUUUGAAGGCGUUCAAAAUUCUCCUUAAUCAAAUUAAUCAGAAAAACAGUCAUAUCGUUGGUCCAUUUGACGCCUGAAAUAAAUUUGAUUCAUAAAAAUGCUAUAUGCAAUUAGUUUUUCCAAAAUUAUCUUACCUUCUACACCAGAGCAACCAGCCUCUUCCGCCAUUUUUAUUGUUUUGAUGAUGAUUUUUUUUUAUUUCCCGGCUUUCAGAUAUCAAAUUGUUUUUGCUCAGCAUUUUACUCCGUUUACUCUGUUAUUUUAUUCUGAGCUCACAGAGCGCGCUCUGAACAUGUUCAGAACUAAAAAAGAAACACGAAUUUGAAGCUCUGAACGCUCAGAGCUCAAAAAGAAACACAAUUAUUUUUUUGACAGUUCGAGCUCUGCUCUGAACUAAAAAAGAAAAACGCCCAU
Molecule: messenger RNA, 2288 nt
Organism: Eupeodes corollae
Lineage: Eukaryota; Metazoa; Arthropoda; Insecta; Diptera; Syrphidae
Product: putative nuclease HARBI1
Exons: 4
Coding region: 1-1122 (373 amino acids)
Source: RefSeq, a predicted model, not a curated record